Molecule: messenger RNA, 5389 nt
Organism: Phymastichus coffea
Lineage: Eukaryota; Metazoa; Arthropoda; Insecta; Hymenoptera; Eulophidae
Product: C2 domain-containing protein 5
Exons: 19
Coding region: 636-3965 (1109 amino acids)
Biological process (GO): positive regulation of protein targeting to membrane; positive regulation of vesicle fusion; intracellular protein transmembrane transport
Cellular component (GO): plasma membrane
Molecular function (GO): calcium-dependent phospholipid binding; calcium ion binding
Source: RefSeq, a predicted model, not a curated record
CGAGCUGAGGACAAAAUUGAGCUGCCAUGCCUUCACGGCCGUUAUUUCUCAAACCGUCAUCGUUCUCGGCGCAGAACGGCACCAAGAAUAAUUACGAUCCGUCGGCCGUAGUCUUGACCUGUGACCAAAUCGCGACGGGGAGGAUCGCGAAGAACACGAAUGCCAAGGCGGUGUCCUGAGUUUGGAGGGAUGCAGCGAGCUUCUUCGAAAAGUACUUCGACGGCAAAGGAGGAAAGAGGAAAAGCGCGCUUAUAUGUGUGUAUCUGCGAGAGACAGAAAGAGAGAGAGAGAGAGAGGAGAGAAAGUCGGGUCGAAGCCGCAAGAGCGCGCGAGGUCGAUCGAACAACACCCCGGUCGCGAAGCGAGUACCGCGUUGUCGACCGUUUAUUGCUUGCCACGUAGUACUACACGAAGAAGUUCGUGAAUACGCGCCGAGCCGUUGACUGGAUAACUCAGCGAUCAGAGGCUGCCACGAGGACGAGCUUGUAGCAUAGGUUGCAGUCGGGACAAGCCAAGAUAAUUCCGAUAUGCCAACAGUCUAGCUACUUCGCUGUCGCUAUUGAUUGCUUAAAUAACAAGCUGAAUGUAGACACUCAAAGAGCUAGAUUUUGUAGAGAAUCAAUAAUUAAUCUACAAUGCCUGGUAAAAUCAAAGUAAAAGUCCUGGCAGGACGUAACCUACCAGUGAUGGAUCGUUCCAGUGACACAACAGAUGCUUAUGUCGAGAUUAAGUUUGGUAGUACUACAUAUAAGACUGACGUGUGCAGGAAAUCUCUCAAUCCACAAUGGAACUCUGACUGGUACAAAUUUGAAGUAGAAGAUGCUGAAUUGCAGGAUGAACCAUUACAAAUUAGAUUAAUGGAUCAUGACACUUAUUCUGCUAAUGAUGCGAUUGGAAAAGUUUAUAUAAACCUAAAUCCGCUCUUACUACCUGGGGUUCCACCUCCUGUCAAGAAUAUAUGGACUCUUGAGGCUUCUAUCAAUUCUACUACUGGUGCACAAGGAGGCCUAAUCAUGACUGGAUGGCUGCCGGUGUAUGAUACAAUGCACGGAAUAAGAGGAGAAGUCAAUAUUAUUGUCAAAGUCGAAUUGUUUUUAGAUUUCAACAAGUUUAGACAAUCGUCAUGUGGUGUUACAUUUUUUUACUCUCCAAUAGUUCCUCAUGGAUAUCAUGCCCAAGUCAUACAUGGCUUUGUUGAAGAGUUAGUCAUUGGUGAUGAUCCAGAAUACAAAUGGAUUGACAAAAUAAGAACUCCUAGAGCUUCAAAUGAGGCACGACAAACUUUGUUUCUCAAGCUUAGCAAUGAAGUGCAGAGAAAAAUUGGCUUAAAAGCUUUAGAUCUUGGUGGCAAUGCUGUUAUUGGAUAUUUACAAAAUUUUGAUCUGGAAGGAGAGUCUGGUAUCGUAGCGAGGGGCAUAGGAACAGUAGUUACACUGGUCAAGCUUCAUGAUUUUCAAAACUUUGCCACUGAGCCAACAGCAGAAGAGCAAAACAACCAACAGCAGCAAGAUCAGCAGCCCGUCAGUCCAGCGAGCAGCAAGCAGCACCAGCUGCCCCAGAACUCACCGGCCGCGAGGAAUCCCAUCGUGCCGUUGCACAGGAGGAGCAGCGACUCCGAUCUGAGUAUCACGCCCAAAGGAUUUUAUAAAUUCUUUCGCGAACAUAAUAAAAGUUGCGUGAAGAAGGGCAGAUCCUUCAGAAUACGAUCAGAUCGAUCGCGUCAGUCGUCGCGUCCGUCCUCGCGCUGCUCCUCACGACUGAUGCUCAGCGCCGCCAGCUCAGGCAACUCGCUGACGGGAAGCGAUCGCUCGAUGGGCGGUUACUUGAAGCCGGCGGGCCUCGUUAGGACGAUGAAUCAGGAGGCGCUGGAGAUGCUCGAAUAUCCGUUCAUCACGAUGCAGCAGUAUCCGCCCGGCUUCGUGCUCCAAAUCGGUGGCUUCGUUAGCGCGCGAUCGGUCAAGUUACUCGAAAGGAUAUCCAAUCUGGAGGAGCCCGAGGGACGCGACGCUUGGUGGACCGAGAUACGCAUGGAAGUGAGGUCCCACGCCCGAGCGCUCGCCUGCAACGUCGUCAUUGGCUAUCGGGAGGAGACGAGCAUCUGCGACGACGUGUGCGUGCUGAGCGGCUUCGGCACCGCGGCCGUGAUCAACCUUCACAGCACGGGCCAGGACCAGGACAACGUGCUGAUCACGCACGUGCAGGGCCCGAUGACGAGCUCGGCCGACUCCACCGACAAGCUCGCCGAGCCGAAAACACCGAGCUCCAAGAGCGCGCCGAGAGACGCGCCCGAGAUGAGCAGCCUCGCCGGCACACCCGGCAGCAGCUCCGGCCACAAGCCCAAGCAGCGCCUGGCCUCCGAGAGCAACGAGCACGAGCCGGCGGCGAACGCGACGACUGGCUGCAGCUUGUGCCAUCUGCCUUACAACAAGUCUAGCAUGAAUUUUCAGGUGUGCGUGUCAAAGUGUGCAGUCUGUCGCCGCGCGAAAGUGCCGGACGUUUUGUUCACCACCGUGGAGUUGCCGGAAAACAUCCCGCUAACCGGCAGAGGUUGUUUCAUCCAAGCGACGGUCUGCAAAGCCAAGAAAGAUCUGCGAGGCGAACUCAACGCUAAAGAGAUUUCCGACUGCCUUCCGUUCCUCGAGUACGAGAUGCACAGCUUGCUGCUCAAUAAGCUGAGGAUGCGUGGAAUGAAUGCGAUUUUUGGUCUCAAAGUGCAAGUUUCUAUCGGCGAGAGACUUGUUAUUGGCAUGGCUGUCGGUACCGCGGUGUAUUUGACAGCUUUGCCACUACCUUCGCCACCGCGGAUCAACGCGAGCGGGAAUUCGUGGAACGACGAUCAGCUUGCUGAGAUGCAGAAGAGCCUUGUGGAGACUGUCAAAAAGAACAUCGAGUUUUAUCAGUUGAAACCUCUGCAGGAGGGAGAGAAUGGAAAAUCAAUGUCCGAUACCGACGAGUCUGAGGAUGAAUUGCCCGAACUCGAUUUGGGACUCGGUAUGAAAGACGUUUGCUUGCUGGAAGUCGACGACGUUGAGGAUCUGGACCGCAUAAAUCUGUUGAUGGAUGAGCGACCACCUAACGAUUUUCACGUUGUUAAUACCGAGGUUAUUCCUGGAUUGGAAGAUCUUGAAAUUGUUCGCAAUCUUCAAAUGUUUACUCAGGUCUCAAGAGCAAAAAUACCGAUUGGCCAACCAGCUUCGAUGCCGCCCAAAUAUUUCGCUCGUCUCUUGCAAACCGUAUACUUCAAGCUGAGGCGCAUGGUGCCGUGUGCUCUGUGCGACUUGCAAUUCAAAGUAUCAAUGCCCGAACCCGAUGAGAUUCAGCUAUCGGUUGUUGGUAUGGCUUUGGGAUUGGGUGAACCUACAAAGUACAACAAGUUUCGUAGAAGAUUAUUAUCUCACUCGAUUAGCAAGGAUCAAGUCAAACGAACCGGCGACGAUAACGAUAUGAUAUUUAGCCUCGAGGAAGACCACGCCGAGAAUUUCAGCAGCGGAGGUGAGUCUCAGACGACGCUCAAUACUCUCACCCAAAAACCCCGACCGCGGUCGCCUCUGAGGAUUAAGCACACUACUCACCGACAUAAACACGUGCCGUUGAAAGAGAGAUACGGAGUAGAUAUAACUCCGUUGUCGUACUUACCCGGCGGCAGGAUCGAGAGGUAUUUAGGAAACUUAAACUUUUUCUUCAUCAGGGAAUCUAAUUCCAUUAGAGAGAACGGUGGACUCAGUGGAUUCACUCACAGUUUUAUCACCGAGGUUUUAGCCAUAGUCCGAGCUCACGUUACGUCCCUCGGUGGUAAUGCCAUGGUUGCCUUUUUCAUGUCUCAGUGUGUUCUAUUGAACAGUCCUCAUAAAAAUCAGGGUCAAUGCUUGAUCAACGUAGGUGGCGAUGUCGUCAGUGUAUCGUACUUUGGAAACGACGGCAAACCACCGCCAUCAGCAUCAACUGGAGCUGCAACUAACUGCUGACAACAGCCGCCUUAUUCUGCGCCACCGUAGCGCUCAUCCUUCGAGCUAUAAGGGCUCAAAGUAACGUUAUACUUAUUAUAUACCUGUUAAUACCAAUUUUUUACGCGGAUUAGAUUAUUACAUAUACUGUUAGCAAACAAUUUUUUCGUUGCUGUUUUUAAAGAGAUACGAAUUGUUAUACGACAAAGAAGUGGAAGUAUUUUGAGAAAUUAGUACUUUGUUAACUUUUGUUGGAUUAAUACAGGAGAAUUUCAUUAGCGAAUACUUACUUGGCAAAGUUGCAUUUUUGAAGUAAUUUUGUUGACGAAAUGGUUCUUAUUGAACUCUAGUCGAGGGUUUUGGCUUCUGAUCCGAUUAUUUGAUUUCAUGUUUUAAUAUGCCAUUUUUCCAACUAUUUACAAUAGUUAUCUGGAUAAUAGCUGCCUUAGAUCGGAAAACACUUAUUCUAUUUAUUGAUGAUCUGAUUAACGUUAAUUAGUUGAUAAGUAUGUAAGAAACAAGUCGACUUGAGAAAGUGCCAAUGAUAUCAUCAAAUGACACGUAGUCCUAUACUGCGAUAACACUCAAAAAUACAUAAUUGUGCCUGAUAUUUCAUUAUAUCGAUAUCAGAAAAGAAGGCAAAUAGUACAGUGACGAGUAUGACUCAACUUUUUCGUAUUGUUAAAACUCUGAUAAAGGCUGAGAUAUGAUGUGUUCAGAAAUUCAAAGUGUUCCGAGAUAACCGUGUCCAAACUCAAGUCAAGAACUCUGAAUUAUCAAACUACUUAACAGAGAAAUGAACGAACCUAGUCGCCGAAAGAGAAAAGAAUCUCAGUGACAUUUAAACAUAAUAAUUUGUUCCAUACGUGAACUGAGUGACAACUAUGAUAUAUUUAAUUCAAGUAUAAUACUAUAUAUAUUUUUGCAAAAGGAAAAAAAGGCGGGCACUCGCAAGAUGUCCAUAUAUUUUACUUUCUUCAACGGAAAACAGUAUUUUUUUAAAACUCUGCUGUCGGCUCGCGUACACACGUAAAUGUAUAAUGCUACCGUUAGUCGUUCCAUAAGAGAAAAUAUGUUACAGUACACGUGCAAAUGUAUAAUGCCACCGUUAGACGUUCCAUAAGAGGAAAAAUGUUACAGUAUUUGUUCUUCCGGUAUUGUUAUUGCUGAGUGUGACGAUACAUGUCGCACAAAUUUGCAAAUGUUGCGCGCGCGCUGGCGCUUCUGAAAAUGUUUGCGCGAGACAGCAAUUUGAAUUUUCGCUGUGUCUUUUUUCUUAUUUUCGCCGAUGAAUAUUUAAUUGCUUUGUUGCCUUUACAAAUUAUCGAUCGUUGUCGAGUCGAUUAAAUUCUCUGCCUCGAUUACGCCUCCGUAUGACAUUGGAUUUACGAUGGACAAGCAGAAAUGUAUGGAUAUUUUUUAUUUGAAUUAUACAUCCCGAGAGG